AACGUAUUGCUGGUGAGUCCAGUAGUUGUUGUGCAGCACUCGUCGCGUGAAUAUCCGGAUAUUAUUCUCAAUCUUGCUCUCAAUGGAAAAUAAAUAGUUUUCCUUAUUUCAAAGACGAAAAAAAUUGUGAAAAGUAAUAGAGACUGUCUUUUAGUGAUAUGUGAAAAGUUUUAUUGAAUUGAAAGUGAAAUUAAGGAGUUGGAAUUUAAGUUAAGGAGCCAUGAAUACAAUAAGUUCAAAGGUGAUUCUCAUAUUUGGUUUCAUCUUAUGGAACGCACGAGCUCAACAAGUGCUAACAUCGCCGUGUUCGGAUGUCUUUGAGUAUGAGAGCAUUUCAUCAAAUAACGACGAGUGGCAUGGGGUUUUACACUUGAGAAGUAAUGUUAUGCUCCAUGGAAUCUUCAUUGAUGUAAUCUUGGAUGCAAGGGCGCGCAAUUUAGGCGCCAGCUACAGAUAUAGCGUAACAACGGUUGAUAAUAUGGAAUAUCGCCUGGACGAUAGGACCUUCAAAUUGCGCCCGAAUGAACAGACAGAUGUGAGAUUUUUUAUAAAGUACAAUUCCUACCAAAUCCCAAGGAUUACAGAAGUCAGACUGAAUGGGCAGAAGAUAUGUCCCAGCCGUACUGUAGCAACGAGCACCCAAAAAUCUGCUGCUGAUAUAGCAAGAGAUACAGCACUUUACUACGAAGUAGUUGGUUCAUCCAAUCGCAAUGUAGCACCACAGCGCAAUCACGACAGCUCAAGCAAUCGAGAUCAACCCGUAACGAGCAGAAGUCACUUUGCAUCGAAUGACGAUUCCUUUUCAACAGAUCAAUUUGAUAGCAGCAAUUACAACCGCAAUCAGCAGGGUGCUACAAGAUCCACUAAUUCCCACACAUCAACCAGCACUCUGUAUUACACACCGACAUCGCUUUCGCCGUAUGAUCAGCACUCGUCGUCGCGUAAUUUGAAUACCGGACGCGAUAGUCAGACCACCAGAUCUGUAAACACUCAAACUGCAGCAUCCGAUGGCGUUAACUACGAACCAAGUCGCACAGCUACGGGGCGAGGAUCAAACAGUCGAAAUACCAACAAUGUCGACGGUACAACUCGUAGGGCGGUGUUCAAUUCAAGUCCUUCAGACAGUGAUCACAUCUUCUCCCAAAAUGCUGGCAGGACGACAACAGAACGCUAUGCAACGACACGCAAUUGGGAUUCAAUUAAUAGGGACAUCAUACGAGCAUCCAAUGCUAGGACAACAACCAGGAGCCCCUAUUUCCAGGGAGACUUGUCGAAAUUCAACCCAAUUGAGAGGGAAACGACCCCUACCCUAUCCUUUGACACGUGCGGCGAAGUGGCGCAAAAAUCAAACCCAUUAAUUGUUUCAGGGGAGGAGUCAUACCGUGGUCAAUUCCCCUGGCAUGCAGCUCUAUAUAUAUCAUCGGGACCACAAUUGAAAUAUACCUGUGGCGGAAGUCUCAUUAACAAGAAAACCAUCAUCACAGCAGCUCAUUGUGUGGCACUGAAAGAUUCCACGCGAGCAAUGCAACCUGCUCAAUUGCUUAUAUACCUGGGGAAAUAUAACCUCCUCCAGUGGCAUGGUCCUGAGCAAGAUGUCAAGGUUUCGGAAAUAAUCAUCCACCACGAUUAUGACAAUGAGAAAUUCUUCUCAGAUUUGGCAAUUGUUAAGCUGAAGACUGAAGCGAGGUACUCUGAGUACGUCCGGCCGGUGUGCCUGUGGGGCUUUAGUAAAGAAUUGCGCGGAAUUGUUAAUAAAAUCGGCAAAGUCCCGGGUUUUGGGUACAAUGAAUACGGCAUCGUCGAUGACAAAUUGUCGUAUGUUAAUAUGCCUGUCGUCACACAUGAGACGUGCAUUUGGUCCAACAGGGAUUUCUUUAGUCGCAUCACAUCCAAUGUUACCUACUGCGCUGGAUUUAAGAAUGGUUCUUCCGUGUGCAAUGGUGACAGUGGAGGAGGAAUGGUAUUCAAGGAGAGUAAUAAAUGGUACCUUAGGGGUAUUGUUUCCGUUAGCAUUGCCCUUCAGAACCACUUCCUCUGCGAUCCCGAUCACUAUGCUGUAUUUACGGAUGUUGCACAGUUUAUUGAUUGGAUUAGAAGUCACAUGUAGUCUGCUAUAUACAUAAUGUAUGUACAUAUGUAUGUAUAUUUUAUUUGUAAGAUGGGUCUUGCAAAAAUUAACUAUUGUAGUGAAAUAAAUAAUAUUUGCUAUAAACUUUUUUAUUAAAAUA
This is a messenger RNA of Lutzomyia longipalpis, 2228 nucleotides long. RefSeq names its product plasminogen-like. The record is from RefSeq and is a predicted model, not a curated record. Bases 221 to 2107 code for a protein of 628 amino acids. Lineage: Eukaryota; Metazoa; Arthropoda; Insecta; Diptera; Psychodidae. Gene Ontology annotation, biological process: proteolysis. Gene Ontology annotation, molecular function: serine-type endopeptidase activity. The transcript has 4 exons.